CGUAUACAACACAUGUCAGAAAAUUGUUUUAAUUAAAUUUAUUAAGAUACAUUAAAAUAUUUCAAUAUAAGCUAGUAAUUUACAAAAUUGGGUUUCUUCGAAUAUGAGUUCGAUUAUAUGUAUUGCGCGCACGAAAUCUAGUUUGCAUAUCAGUUGAUAAAAGGAGGUGGAACGUAUGUAACAGUACAAGACGGCAAUCGAGCGCGACAAGUGGCAGAAGUGUACAGAAAUUUCGUACUGUUGAUUAAUGAUAUCCUUCCGUUGUAAUCGUAUACUCAAAUUAUUCGACUAAGAAAAUAUAAUCAUAGUGUUCUGCUGGUGUAUACAACGAUAAAAAUUCAUCUAUAAAAUGCUAAGUAAAAUUGUUAACAUGAUGUACUAUCGAUUCACAGCGUGAUUGGUUAAGCUAGUGUUCAAUGCAAGUAUGGCCGCCCUGCCAUCACCCACGCAGGUGGCUGGAAGCCAUACUGCUAUAUACGAAGCCUAUUACAAUCAGGUUGAUCCGAAAGGAUAUGGACGAAUUGGUGCAAUGGAAGCUGCGAGAUUUCUUAAGAAAUCUCAGCUGAGCGAUGAUGUAUUAAGUCAAAUAUGGGAUAUGGCAGAUCCACAAUCACGUGGUUCAUUAGAUAAAUCUGGUCUUUUUGUUGCUCUGAAAUUAUGUGCCCUGGCACAAACAGGAAGAGAUGUUAAUAUGUCAAAUUUAAAUAUGGAAUUACCUCCUCCAAAAAUGGGUGAUAUUCCUGUAAUUUCUCAAAAAAAAGUAGUUAAUAGUUUGCCAGUAAUAACACCUAUUAGUAACGAAGAUUGGUCUAUUAAACCAGCGGAGAGAGCAAAAUACGAUCUACUCUUUGAUAGUUUAAGACCUACAAAUGGAUAUAUACCUGGAAAUAAUGUUAAAGGUGUUCUUCUUGAUAGUAAACUUCCCUUAGAUACCCUUGGAAAGAUUUGGGACCUUGCAGAUAUGGAUAAAGAUGGUAUGCUGGAUAGACAUGAGUUUGUUGUUGCUAUGCAUUUGGUAUAUAAAGCUUUAGAAAAAUAUGCAAUACCAAGUGUACUUCCACCAGAAUUAAUGCCACCUAGUAAAAGAAAAGAUAUUACUAUGCCUGUAUCGAAAUCUCCUGUACCAGGUAUGACAACAGGCCCACCACCUAUUCCACCUUUACCAACUGUAUCUGCUAUGGCUGGUUUAGAUAUGGGAAAGACAAACGUACAAUGGGUAGUUUCUGUCGAAGAACAAAUAGCAGCAGAAAAAUUGUUUUUACAAGCUGAUUUAGAUAUGGAUGGAUAUGUCUCGGGUUUAGAAAUUAAAGAUGUCUUCCUUCAAAGUGGACUUCCACAGGCUGAUUUGGCUAAUAUAUGGAGUCUUUGUGACAUAUGUCAAAAUGGAAAGCUGAAUAAAGAACAAUUUGCUUUAGCCAUAUGGCUCAUCAAACAACAACUGAAAGGUAUUGAUCCACCGACAACUUUAACUCCUGACAUGAUACCACCUUCAAUGCGUAAAUCCUCAGAUACCAUUAUGGAAAACAACAAUAUAUCUGGUUACUCAAAUCCAGAAUUAGACAUGAUAAGUAAAGACAUAGCAGAACUUGUGAGGGAAAGACAAUGUAUGGAACAAGAUAUUGCCCAAAAAGAAGCUGACAUCAAGAUUAAAAACGGUGAAAUUAAGAAUCUUCAGAGUGAAUUAGAUACACUUGCUGCAACAUUAAAGCAAUUAGAAAAUCAGAAGGGUGAAGCACAAAAGAGAUUGAAUGACUUGAAGGCUCAGAAGACAGAAGUAGAUAAAGAUUUGAGUGAAGUCGAGCAGAAGAUUCGUGAGGAACAAAAAAAGGUUGACAAACUACGACAACAAGCAGAAGAGCAGGAAUCAGUUUUGCGUGCUCAAGAGGAUGAACUUAACUCUAAACGGCAAGAAUUGGAAGGGUUGCGCCAAGAGGAACAACAGUUGGAACAACAACAAAAUAAAAGCAGGGACCAAUUAAAUGAAUUGACAAAAAAUUUGCAAGAAACUCAAUUACAAAUUUGUCAAGCAAAGGCAAAAAUCACUCAUUUGCAAGAACAGCAACGUCAAAUGAGCGAUGCGAUAGCACUUUACGAUUCUGCACUUGCGGCAGGAGAUGCCACUCUUGUACCUGAUACUAGUCUGCAAUUUAAUCCUGAAAUUGAAGAUCUAGAGUAUGAAACAACCACAAGUAAUGCAGAUGAAACGAAAGAAAAAAGAGUAGAUUCUUUCUCUAACGUGAACGGAACAGCAACAUUAGGUGGAUUUGACCAGGAUCCUUUCACAUCAAGUAAAGCUCAAGAAGCAUUUAAUGCAUCAACACCAGAUCCCUUUGGAAAUGCAUUUCCAUCGCAACCUACAUCUGGUGGUUUCACAUCUGACCCAUUUAGUGCAUUUGAUAAUAAUAAUGCAAAACAAGAUCCUUUUGAUCCAUUUGGAAAUGGAAAAAGAACUGAUGCCAAACCUACAGCUGCAAUGGCAGCAACGAAAGAUCCUUUUGGAGAUGAUCCAUUUGCAAAUCUUCAUGCUCCACCUCGCCCCGAAAGUCCUAGUCCUGCUCUUCCACCUAAAAAAGCAAAACAGCCACCACCACGCCCAGCACCGCCACGACCUGCUCAAGGACCUACUGGUCCCUUAAGAGCAGCACCAGCACCACCAACUCCUUCUCCUACCCCAGAUCCGUUUGCAAAUGCUAAUUCCGAUCCCUUCUCUUCUCAACAAGGUAUUAUGGAUAAUAAUAACAGUGGGUUCACUACAUCUACCGGAUUUGCUGACUUUGCUAAUUUUGAUUCUAAGCCGGAACCAACACUGAAUCGAAUGGCACCACCCAGACCAACGAGCAGAGCACACCCGAUGGUAACUCCAAAGCUGCCGGACUUCACAGAGGACCCCUUCAGAGAUUACCGAUACGAAGAUCCAUUUAACAUAGUAGAUCCCUUCGCCGACGAUGCCGAGGACUUCAAUGCGAACAAGAGUAACGAAACAGGCAAGAUGGAUCCAUUCAGUUGUGGAACGUCUUCUGUACUUCCUCAUAAAAAUUCUUUCACAAAAGGUUUUGACACUGAUUUCUCGAACACUUUCCCGCUUAGUAAGAGUAAAAUCGAAAAGGACAAUGCUAAAUUCGAUGCCGAUUUCGUGAAAGCUUUCUCCGAUGAUAAUAGAAAUAUUAAGACUAUUGAAACAGAUGCUUUUUUUAACACCAAGACAAAGACGAUCGACAUAGAUGAAGCAUUUUCGACAAAAAACGAUAAAUCCAGGAAACAAGGACAAGAUUCAGCACAUAACAGGUCAAAAACUAGUUUAAAUGAUAAAAAAAUAAAAGCGUACCUUGAGAAAGUUUGGAACGGCAAUAAUAGACCGCUAGCGUUGACUGAGGAAGAACAGGUUAUUUUUGCAGCCCAGCAAAGCCUGAAGACCGAGGAAGAAAGACGAAAGCGCAAGCAACAGGAAGAGGAAGAAUUAGCAUUAGCACUUGAACUGAGCAAACAAGAAAAGUCUGGAAAACUGUAAAAGCUUGAUCUUGCGUCACGUGGAAUCCCUGAAAUCAAACACAAAGGAUCGCGUCUAUCUCUACUUUCAACAAUUAUAUCUGGUAAUUUCCUAACAACGUAUUACACAUGGUGUAUAUAUUACUAUCUGUAUUAUUUUAUCUUGAUUAUUAUAAUUCUGUUACUGUUAUAUCGCUAUUAAGUUAUCAAUAUUAUAUUAUAUUAUAUUAUAUUAUGUUAUAUUAUAUUAUAUUAUAUUAUAUUAUAUUAUAUUAUAUUAUAUUAAUAUUAAUAUUAUAUUAAUAUUAUUAGUAUUGUAGUUUCUAUGUAAGCACGCGCGCUGUCAAUAUCAUUUACCAGUGAAUAAGAAAUGAGUGUGUACUAUAUAUAAUAUCAUACUAUAUUUUCUUUUUUCAAAUGUCGUAUUAGUAAUGCGCUUUAUACUGCCGCUAUUGUGUUCGAAAAGUACUAUGUGUAUAUGCAUAUAAUGGCGGGUACACGUGAACACAUGCGCGAGCAUCGAUAAUACGUGACAGAAACAAUGAUCAUCCGAAGAAGUAAAGUGGCUUGUUGUUGUGUUUAAUUUGAAUAACGCAAACAGAUGUUUUUGUCCAACGGGUUGAAAUUAGAUUAACUUGUUUACUCGUCAAAGUGUAUAAUAUAUUAUUUUCUUGAACUCCAUGGUACAUUACCUACUUAAUUUCUGAAGAUAAGACCAAAAUUUGGUAUUAUUAGGUGAUUCCAUAAAUCAUUUUAUGAUAGUUAAUUUUAACCCUGGAUACAUACACGUGUGUGUUUUGUAAUUUAUUUGACGCCCUGGAGUCUAGUAAGUCCUAAUUUCUUGUUAACAAGAAUGUAUAUCUAAAGAAUAAAGUCUUAGAAAUAUUGUCCCCGAUUGUUAUUGAUAUUUGUGAGUAUAUUGAAAUAUAACACAAAAAUAUGAUAACAAAAUAUAUGUCAGGUACAUGGAAUUUCUAUCGUCUUUAUUUUUUUUUCUAGUGUUUGAGUAAAGUUUUUGUACGGAACGUAUAUUUCAUGAAAUCAUAGUGUGCAUAGGGUAAACUUCCAGGGUGAAAUUGAAAAAAAAAUUAAUAUCUGCAAUUUUAUUCGAUCACGAAUCUAUCGAUACCUUUCUUGUGUAUAACUAUAUAGCAUAUUACAUUUGAAAUGAUAUUGCUUAUGAAAUUACCCGAUAUUUAUACGUAUUUUAACAAUAUAUGAUGUUACUACACGCUUCACAAUUGUAAUUGAAGAUGGAAUUUGUUGAAUUUCUCUUAGAGCGAUCAUUAGCAUUAUGUUUGACAUGAUAAUUUCUAGAAACAAAUAAAUGCUUUAUUUGUGAGACAGUAUGCGAAUUCCUGCAGCAAAUCGAAGUAUACAGGUACACAGAGAUACUGGUUAAUGUGUUUCGGUAGCGUUAGAAGUUGCAAUUGCGGGACAUUUAUUCUAUGCAUACGUAACACUUCAAAGACGAAGGGAGUAUAAAGGACGAGGCACUAAUUUCGGUUCACCGUAAUUAUAUCUACCUGUUAUUUUCAGAGAUGUGAGAAAACUAUUCGAAAAAGUUGUGCGAUAUCGAGGGGCUUAUUAUAAUACAUUAGUAGCAACUUACCUGUCACUGGAGCAUUUCUGGAAAUUUCAAAAUCACCCGGCUGUUUGUUUAAAUAACGUGCUACAAUUUCUUACCCUUAUUAGAAUAAUGGAUGCUCGCGCAAUUUCAACGAUCGCUGACGCAAGAUCGUUAAAAGUGAAACAUAUAUAGAAAUAUAUAAAACAACGGUUACUGUGUUAUAAGAGUCAACUGUUGAGUACCUUGUGUAACGUAAGAAUUAUUCCUUUAUAUCUUUAUUUAACGUCAAUUGACCUUGUAUUAAAAUCGUUCGAAUCAUUUAAAUUUCCGCCGUUCUCCCCCGAAGACAAGGAGACUUUAGUAAAGACUUUAGAUAGAAAUCUUCCAAAAACCUUUAUAAUCCCCUUGAUGACGUGCGACUUUUACGAAAAGUUUUUAUGUAACCCUAGAAAACAUGAAAAUAGUUAAGGCGAUUAAAACUAUUCACCUUCACCUUGUAUAAAUAUCUAUAAUCUAUAAUAAGAAAGUAAUGUUUCUCAAAAUAAUUAUAGUUUAAUUUAAAUGUUGUAUUCGUACAUGAAGAAAAUUUAGGAUUUCUGUUGUUUUUAAAAAAGCUUUAUAAUUUUAAUCUUGCCAGUUUAAAAGAUUAACUAUUGCUUGUUCAUGAAAAAUAAAAGCAACAAACUUGUCCGUUAAGCUGUAGGCGACCCGCAGUAAGAAAUGUAUGACAGUAAUAAAGAAUUGCGAUGUUAUUUACAUUAUCGUUGCGAUACAAAAUUUAAUAGAACUGUAGUUAUUAAUGUACAGGUGUAUAACAUGGACGAAAAUAUCAUUCAGAAAGUUUCUUUCGUAUAUUAUUCGUUUUUUUAAACGAAUUAUGGGAAACUUUCAUUCAUUUAUAUUAUUUCAAUAUUUUCGCUGAAACAUUUGUUCACAUUCGGUAUCACCCAUGCGAUAGAAACGUUACAUAGAAUAUUAUUAUUUUAUGUUAUAUAAUAUUUAUUUGUAUCUUUUCUUAUAUGUAAUUGUAUCGAAAUGUAAUUUGUCCCUGUCACGAUAUCGUUAACCAUUGAAAACAAUUUCUUUUUGUUUAUUCGUGCCCUGUAUUGUGAAAUAUAAGUUCAAUUUAAUUCCAUGUUCAUUUUUUUUGUCAUUUUUUUAUUCUCGUUAUUGAUUUCGGAUUUCAAAACUUGUAAAUAUCACAUAAUAUCGAAAAUUUCGAAACAUUUGUAAAACGUUGAUAAUAAUAAUGGCACUGUUAAGAAAUGAUGUAGUCGUGUUCGAGAGAAGUCCGAAGUGACGGUUUAUCCGUAAUCGAAAUUGCUACAUAUUAUUGUUAGUACACAGAUCACGUGUUUUCGAAUAACACAUGAUAAUAGAGUCGGACCUAGGAACUACAUGUUUAAUUCGUUAUUAUAUUUAUUUUAAUUCUACGACGUUCACAUUUACUUUUGCACUUUAUGCAAAACCUGAAUGAUUUUUACCGUUUCAACUUUAUGCCGUUCAACUGUAAGCGGCAUGAAUCAGUCGAAUAUUCUGUACAACGUACAUACCUAAGUAGGGGUACUGUAUAAGUACCUACGUUUUGUAUAUUGUAUUGUUGAGGAAUUGAUUAUUUAUUAUUAUACAACAUUGACAAUGGUAGUUAGAAAUAAUCGGUUCGUAACUCUUCAUAACUAAGUUAAAGUUGUUACUGAAAAGGUUUAUGGAAAUAUAUGGUAUUUAUGGAAAUCAUGUUAAUCAUCAUUUGAAAUAAUACGUUAGUUCGGAUUGAUCUGUUUCACCGUGGUGUGUAUAAGUCGACAAAGUCUGUACUUUACAGAGGUUCAAAGUUGAAACAGCUCCAAAUGUAACUGUUAAUAAAUGUUAUGUAAAGGUUUCGACUAAAGUGGUUAUGUAAAACGGAAAUAAUGUUACAACUGUUACAAGUAGAAACGGUUCUGACCUAUAUCGAUUAUGGUUUCGAUUAUGGUUUCAGAAUUUUUUAAAAUAUAUCAGUUCGCCUUUUAAUCUGUCUUGUGCAGAUUCUAUAGAAACCUAAGAAGCUCGAUAUUAUUAUUACAAAAUAUUAUAUUUGUAAACAUACUUUUUAUGAAGAAUUAGUCUGAAGAUAUGUAUACACUGAAAAGAAUUAUGUAUGUAUUACAAUCUGUUUUUCGAAUGAAGAUGACGUAUUCGUCGCGUAUAAUAACUGUUCACCCCACCAUAAUCAUUUCUGACUGAUAACAUUUGAUUAUUCGAAACGGGGUAAAUAGUUAUUGUGAUUGUCGACGUAUUUUCGAUUUCUUCUUUUCAGAAAUAUACCAUAGUAUUUAAAACUUGAAAAAUAUGCAUUAAUACAAAUAUAAUUUUUCAAGCAAUAAAAUAUUUUGCUUUUUUUUGUAUGUAAAAAUCUUGAUAUGUGUAUACCUGGCAAUGGUUUUAAGUAACGAUGAUUCACUAAUUCUCCUAGGCAACAACAAACAUGGAAAAUCGAAUGUAACGAUAUUUUCUUUAACCAGAUGAUACUUAGAAAAUCACACCCGUACUGAUCCACUCUAUUAUUUAAAAACUGUUAAUGUUCGUCAAUCUAAAUAAUUAUUAAAUGGUUACCGUGGAAGUUGAACUAGACACGUAGUAAAUUGUCAAUAGUAAAUUCUUAGAGUGAAAUUGCCCAAUUAAUUCAACUGGCUAUUAAUGAAGUUAAUAAAAAAAAGAAAAGUAUUUAUCAAUAUAAUAUUUUUAAUCAAAGUAUGUUGAAAAUAAAAACGAUAUUUAAAAUAAAUAUUGGAACCGUAAUCGAUGUCUUCGCCAAUUUCUAUUCUUUACAGCUAUAACAGAAAAUGACAGUUGAAAACCAGACACAACGUCAUAGUAAUAUAACUCGAAUCCCUCAUGUUCAACCUAUCGUAUCGUCCGAUUUUACAAAUCGAAUAAGUAUGAGUAUUUUUAUGUAAAUACAUAUAUACAUGCGUACGGAAGUAAUUGUAAUGUACUUGCAAUGAAUAUAGUUUAUAAAGUUUCAUGGCGGUGAUCCGAAUCUAAAUGAUCAAUGACGUCGCGAUGAUGAUGUAAAGGAAAUUACUACUAAAAAUGUAUGGCAAUACUAUAUGUAACUAAAAUAUCACGGACGCACUUUAGGUAUAUAUAUAUAUAUAUAUAUGUCGCAAUUUUUCAAUCGUUUACAUAAAUUUAGUACAGCUUCGAAGCUUGAUGUACAGGUAUCGCAUUAUCGAAAAAUUGAUAUUAUUAUUAUUAUUAUUGUUAUUACUUUCCUACUAACCCAAUGAAAAAUUCACGGGUUCUGGUUUUGUAUAAACACGUGUACGUGUAAUUAGAAAAUUGAGAAACUCGAUGGUGUUGUAGCGAUGUUCCGAUAAGCGUUAAACCGCUGCCUUAUCGCAGUGGUAAUUAUAAAAGGUAAAUUGCAAAUUAGCUGUACUCUCUCUGCAUGUAAUUAUCGAGCUGCGAAAAGAACGAAAUGAGUUCUGCGAUACUAGCGAAGCAGCAGUGUUGGGCACAAUUUUAUUCGGGUAAUAAACAAUAAUUAUUUUAUUCUUUGAGAGUGAUACAUAUCUGAUUGAACAUUGGAUAGAGUUACUUUAUCCGAAAAAAGUUUUGUUCGAUUCUGUCUUAUAAAGCUUCUUCGUUAUUAUAAGCCAUACAAGUUCUACAUAAUAACCUUUCCCAGAAUUUGUUUACGCGUGAGUCGCAUUUUCUCUAAAGGUAUCAUGUUCCUUCUAUGUUGCCUUAUAAUCAUUUCACUCUAUAUACUUUUGCUCAACAUACUACACACACGUGUGCACUAUCGGUCAAACAUAUCAGAUCAGAGUAUAGGGUAUUCAGUUUAUUAAUAAAGGAAGAAAAUGUUAUUUUCGAAACAUUCAACGGAUCAUUUUACAAAACUCCAUGGUAUCGUGUAAAAUAAUAUUAUUCUCAUUCAUUAAUCGUGAACUCUGAUCUGGUAGUUUUAAUCGGUAACGAACACGUGUAAGUACAUAAAUUUCUUUAUUAUAGAAAGCGUAAGAAUGAUAAAUAAGUUAAUUCUUGUGCUACAACGAUUUCUAGGUCAAUUGCGAUUUAAUUGUUUGAGAUUAGAGUUGCCAGCUUUUCAUACAUAUAUAUACAUAUAUUAUUAGGAAAAUGAGAAACUUGUAAAAGGCAGCAAAUUGUAACAGUAUUUCUGAAAUAUUUUUUCGAAAAUUCGGCCAAGCAGGUAACAUUUCAUAAAUGAUAUUCUUAUGAAAUAUCACUGUAUUAUAAGAGUGUCGAUAAAAAGGUAAAGAAAUGGCCGACUGAACUGAAAAUGGGAAGUUAUCCAGAGUCUCCCGCCAAACACUGAAAAGGUGGCAACCCUAUUUGUUACACACUGUUGUGUACACUCUAAAUAUUCCUAUACGUUCGCUGCGUAUAACAGAGGUGUCUAACUGACUCCCUUCACGCUAGUAACUCGGGACAGCGUUCCUCCACCACCACUACUCAAAGAGCUGCCCGAAAUUGCGUAUGCGAGCAGUUCUAUGCAAUGUUCAAUACAAUAAGUAAAAGUUGGUAGGGAGAGGGUAACUUUUUGUGAGGGGAGUGUCACUAGAGUGCCCGCGCGGGCACCGAUUUCUACACCCUUGAAAUAGCUGGUAACGACGAUCACUUUACAAAGUGUCUUGUUGAAGCUUGUUGAAGCUCAUAUUGCAAACGGCUAUACGCCUAUACUAACUAUACGAUUUUCGAGACGAUGUAAUUAAUCAUUUUUCAACGGCGCAUUCGAGACUUGAAUAUUUCAUGAAUAUACAAAUAACUGGCAUUUUUAUAACGGCACAAAAAUGUUUAUGCAUUCUUAUGUGUUCUUAUAUGUAAAAUAUCUUAGGUGCUAUGUACAUAUCAUUGCCGAUUUUUCAACUAAUUUCAUGCCAUGUCAAUUUAUGAUAACCGAUUGUCAGUUUUGUCUCUUUGCCAGCAUAAAAUAUUUUCCUUCGUAAUUUGUGUUUGUAUUUGAAAAAUUUAAUGAGGAAUAUUCAAAUAUCGAAUCGACAGUUUCAAAUUGAAUGCAUGCUUAAGCCUGCCCCCGCCUUUCUCAUCUCGAUGAAAUAGGGAGUUUAUAAUGUGUUUUGUUAAACUUGGCUAGACAGCCACGAAACACAGACAUUUAUAUUGUUCCGAUGUUACAAGUUCUUAUAGAGAAAUACAUAUAUAGCAAAUUGUUGUUUUACCAUAGUACAACCCCGUGUAUAUAAAUUUAAAUAU
Nomia melanderi (Alkali bee) is the source of this 10273-nucleotide messenger RNA. It is a transcript of the gene Eps-15, whose product is annotated as Epidermal growth factor receptor pathway substrate 15. Gene Ontology annotation, cellular component: cytoplasm; clathrin coat of coated pit; plasma membrane. Lineage: Eukaryota; Metazoa; Arthropoda; Insecta; Hymenoptera; Halictidae. Gene Ontology annotation, molecular function: cadherin binding; calcium ion binding. The record is from RefSeq and is a predicted model, not a curated record. Gene Ontology annotation, biological process: endocytosis; endosomal transport.